UUAAUGUAAUGAAAUCGAUAGCACCAAUGAGUGUCCACUCCUCAUUUAUAUCAGCGACAGAAUUCCCCACGCUCCCAUUUUAGCGUUUCUACUCCACUUUCCUUCAAAAGAUCGCCUCAAUUCUGAACUUUUAUUCUCUCGCUUUUUUCCUUUUCUAUGAUGGGGUAUCAAGCUUUGUGUUAGACCUCGAUUGAAGAGUAGAAACAACUUUCUUCUGUUCCCUCUUCUUCAUGUGCACCCCACGAAUCUGCAAAAGGCUUUUGUAUCUUUAUUGAUUUUUCUCUUUUCUUUUUCCUCUUCAGGUUUCUACAGAACCGAAUAGUUUCUGAUUCUCUGGCCUCCCGGCUUUGAGCUUAAUCUUUCCCUGCAGAUCCCGUGCGUGUUAUCUUAAGCCAUAAACCAAGAGCAAAACUCCAAUUACUCCAUUGAUAUUUCACUAGAGGAGCUGAUGUUAGUAACCAAGCAAUGCAGUUAUAUCAUCAUCCAUACUCAUUGGACAGCCAAAAGGUGAGGCUUGCCUUGGAAGAGCAAGGCAUUGAUUAUACGUCGUAUCAUGUCAAUCCUAUCACGGCCAAGAACAUGGACUCAUCAUUCUUCAAGAUGAAUCAAAGUGCAAAACUUCCCGUGUUUAAAAAUGGUUCGCACAUCAUUUUUGACACCAUCGAGAUAAUUCAGUAUAUAGAGAGAAUUGCAGUUGUUUCCUCAGGGACCAAUAAUAUAAUACUGAGCAGCGGAGAAGUUGUGGAAUUGAUGCAUAAGAUACAAGAAUGGAAUCCGAAAUUCUUUACGCUUGCCCACAUCCCCGAGAAGUACCGCCUUUCGGUUACAAAAUUUAUAAGGCGGGUGGUGAUUGCUCGGAUGGCUGAAACUCCCGAAAUGGCUGCUGCAUACCAUCGUAAGCUGCGAGAAGCGUACGAGACCGAAGACGAAUUGAAAAACAAAACUGUUGUCAAACAGAGCACUGAACAUCUAAUCAGACUUCUCGACGAAAUCGAAUUGAGACUAGGCGAGACUGCAUACUUGGCAGGGGAAGAGUUCACGAUGGCAGAUGCUGUGUUCAUCCCUGUGCUGGCUCGACUCGUGGUGUUGAAUGUAGCGGACGAGUAUAUAGGCAGCAGACCGAACAUCGGUGAGUAUUGGAUCUUGGUGCAGCAGAGGCCAAGCUAUAAGAAGGUGAUUGGGAAGUACUUCAAGGGGUGGAGAAAGCACAAAACUCUUCUGAAAACAUGGUUCUUUGUUCAUGUGAGAACCUUGCUGAGGAGAUAUUGAUGGAGAAAUAGUUAAUAAAGUCAUUACAAUUUUAUUUAUAUUUAUAUUUUGUAAAUGAGGGAGGAGUCAUAGGGGUAAAAAGGUCAAGUGUAUGUAUUUGUUUUGCCAUUUUUUACCUCCCUUUUUGUUAUUUGUGUGUUUAUUUUUCUUCCUUCUUGGACAGGGGAUUGGAGGUUGAAUCUUUGAUUUGGAUUAUUGUUAUGUGGUUUUCAAAUAAGUGGAAUGCUAUUACAUUUAAGGCAAUAUAACUUGGCUGAGAUACGUA
Messenger RNA from Momordica charantia (bitter melon), 1534 nucleotides. The record is from RefSeq and is a predicted model, not a curated record. Lineage: Eukaryota; Viridiplantae; Streptophyta; Magnoliopsida; Cucurbitales; Cucurbitaceae.